Messenger RNA from Rhinichthys klamathensis goyatoka, 1917 nucleotides. It is a transcript of the gene pdia7, whose product is annotated as protein disulfide isomerase family A, member 7. NCBI's taxonomy places the organism in Eukaryota, Metazoa, Chordata, Actinopteri, Cypriniformes, Leuciscidae. The record is from RefSeq and is a predicted model, not a curated record. Gene Ontology annotation, molecular function: protein disulfide isomerase activity. Gene Ontology annotation, biological process: response to endoplasmic reticulum stress; protein folding. The transcript has 13 exons. The coding region runs from base 72 to 1538 and encodes 488 amino acids. Gene Ontology annotation, cellular component: cell surface; endoplasmic reticulum.
GCAUCUCACGCUGCGGGGCUAGCUUUAUCAUUCACGCGUCUCAUAGUUUCCGGCCACUGACACCAGUAAAAAUGCGUUUACCAUGGUUUAUCAUCUGUCUAGUUUUCACUGUGUGGUGUGCGGAGGGCAGCGAUGUGCUCGAGCUCGGAGACUCUGACUUUGACCGGAGCGCAGCCUUGCACGAGACUCUGCUAGUGGAGUUCUUCGCACCUUGGUGUGGUCAUUGUCAGCGUCUCGCUCCAGAAUAUGAGGCUGCUGCCACAAAGCUGAAAGGGACACUGUCUCUGGCAAAGGUUGACUGCACUGGGAACUCUGAGAUCUGUGAACGUUUUGGAGUGAAUGGAUACCCCACCCUUAAAAUAUUCCGCAACGGAGAGGAUGCUGGAUCUUAUGAUGGACCCAGAACAGCAGAUGGCAUUGUGAGCUACAUGAAGAAGCAAGCAGGCCCAAGUUCUGUGGCUCUGCACAAUGAGGCAGAUUUGGAUUAUUUUGCCAACAACUAUGAGGCCAGUGUGGUGGGCUUUUUCUCUGGGGAAGAUAGUGCACAGCUUGCAGAGUUUCUGAAGGUCUCCGGUGCCCUGAGGGACAGCUAUCGAUUUGCUCAUUCCACUGAUGUGGGAUCAGGCUUGAAAUAUGGGGUAGAUGGAGAGUGUGUUCUGCUGUUUCGUCCCCCUCGCUUAAACAGCAAGUUUGAGGACAAUGUGGUGAAAUACACAGAAUCCGUUUCGAUCUCCUCUCUCCGCACAUUCAUCAGAGACAAUGUAUUUGGUCUAUGUCCACAUCUGACCACAGAAAAUAGGGACAGUCUGAAAGGAAGUGACCUGCUUACAGCGUAUUACAAUGUAGAUUAUGUACGAAAUAUCAAAGGCACAAACUACUGGAGGAACAGAAUAAUGAAGGUGGCAGCACAGUUCCAGGAUCAAGGUCUGAGUUUUGCGGUGGCUGAUCGACAGGAGUUCCAGGAUGAGCUUGAGGAGGAGUUUGGUGUGGGUUCGGUUGAGGGAGGAGACAUUCCCCUCGUCACCAUCCGGACCAGAGCGGGACACAAGUACUCCAUGCAGGAAGAAUUCACGCGAGAUGGCAAGUCCUUGGAGAGGUUCCUGGAGGAUUACUUUGCUAAAAGAUUGAAACGAUAUGUAAAGUCUGAACCUGUUCCAGAGUCCAACGAUGACCUUGUCAAGGUCGUGGUUGCUGACACAUUUGAUGAGAUUGUGAAUGAUCCAGAAAAGGAUGUGUUGGUUGAAUUUUACGCUCCCUGGUGUGGCCAUUGCAAGAGCCUGGAGCCCAAGUACAAGGAGCUUGGAGAAGAGCUGUCUGGGGACCCCAACAUUGUCAUUGCUAAAAUGGACGCCACAGCUAAUGAUGUGCCCCCAAAUUAUGAUGUCCAAGGAUUUCCAACCAUUUACUUUGUGCCCUCUGGACAAAAAGACCAGCCACAGCGAUAUGAGGGUGGUCGUGAGGUUAGUGACUUCAUCACCUACCUGAAGAAAGAGGCCACACAUCCGCUCAUCUUAGAUGAAUCAAGGGAUGAACUGUAAACACAUAAAGAUGCUGAAUUUAGCAGGUGGAGAAAUGCACAGACCCACACUGAACUUCAGCCAGAUAUGUCACACGCAGCUAUUCAUCACAUCCAUUGGGAUCAUCAAAGCACAUGAUAAAAUUCAUCACUUGUAAAAUGUUAGUCAAUACACAACUGGACACAUAAGGAAUGUAAUUUACAAUAAUUAUAGGUAAAGGGUUAGUUCACCCAAAAUUGAUAAUUCUCACCGUCAUGCCAUUUUAAACCCGUAAGACUUUCAUUCAUCUUCGGAACAUAAAUGAAGAUAUUUUAAAUGAAAUCUGAUUUCUCUCCCUCCAUUGACAGCUAAGCAACUACCACAUUGACUCUUCAAGUUUAAUUCAAAAUUUUCUGAAGAG